This is a messenger RNA of Papaver somniferum (opium poppy), 1203 nucleotides long. Its product is annotated as F-box protein At3g07870-like. The coding region runs from base 1 to 1203 and encodes 400 amino acids. The transcript has a single exon. Gene Ontology annotation, molecular function: protein binding. Lineage: Eukaryota; Viridiplantae; Streptophyta; Magnoliopsida; Ranunculales; Papaveraceae. The record is from RefSeq and is a predicted model, not a curated record.
AUGGGAGAAACGACGCUGCAUGAUCUUCCUCGUGAAAAAAUUACAGAGAUACUUACUCGUUUACCUUCUGAAUAUGCGAUAGAGGGCAAAGAAGUGUGCAAAACGUGGAAAAACAUCUUGCACCAUAUUAAACGCGAGAAAAAAAUAAAUCUUCUUUUUGAGGGUGAAUAUGUUCUUCCAGGACGUACACAACUAUACUAUGGAGAAUAUGAUGAGAAGAGUAGCAAAACAAUCCAAGAGCAACUCUCUUAUGAUGCACUUACACCGCUCGGUUAUCCUGAUUUCCAUUACACUAAUCGUCUCAUAGUUGGCUCACAUAGGGGUUUGGUUUGUUUUGUCAUGAAUAACAAAGACCUCGGCGAACAAUUCGAUUACGAUGAUCCUAUCUUUAUUUGUAAUCCUUUCACCAAAGAAACCGUUCGUCUUCCUCCUCCUCCUCGGAAAUUAGUUAGUUUACCUAAAGAUGAAAAGAAGGUCUGGGAUGAUGAUUUCUCGGUGAUUGGAUUUGGCUAUCUUUAUUCAACUAAUGAGUACAAGAUCGUCAGAAUUUAUUACGAUGAAAACAGCAGAAAAUAUUACAAAAAAAACAGCAGUAAGUUCUGCAAAGGACAAAUCCAGGUAUACACUCUAGGUGGCAAGAGGGGAGGAUGGAGAAACAUAGGUAUAACAAAUCACUAUUUUUUUAAGUAUGAUUUUGCAAACGGGAUUCUUUUCGAUGGAGCUCUUCAUUGGGUAACAUACUUCGGCUCAGAGAUCGUAGCUUUUCAUUUAGCAGAUGAGAAGUUCCGUUCUGUGAGAAUACCACCUCGUGUGGGGAAAGGUGGUUACCAAUCCGCCAGGUUACUGCUGUUAGGAGGGAAUUUAUCGAUUGCUCUUAUGAAACAUCCACCUCGAAAUGCCACCAGUGUUGAUCGCACCAGUACUGACAUAUGGUCAUUCAAACCAAUGAAGGAUCAUAAACUUGAAGGUAGUUACGAAUUUACUAUACAUGCGAAAGAAUGCCACCCAUCAAUAUGUUAUCCAUUUGCCCUUAAAGAAGUAAAUACUAAUAAAGUUCUAUUGUGGCAUAUGGGAAGGGGACCAACCCUUGGUCAUUAUGACACUGAAACUGGAUCUUUAGAUGAAUUUGCGGAUGAGAGACUCAGUAUUUCGAGUGAUUCCGUACAUGAGGAGCGAUGUUUCAUUAAGAGCACUGGGGCCUGA